Messenger RNA from Grammomys surdaster, 737 nucleotides. RefSeq names its product kunitz-type protease inhibitor 4-like. Gene Ontology annotation, molecular function: serine-type endopeptidase inhibitor activity. Lineage: Eukaryota; Metazoa; Chordata; Mammalia; Rodentia; Muridae. The record is from RefSeq and is a predicted model, not a curated record. The transcript is spliced from 4 exons. The coding region runs from base 51 to 530 and encodes 159 amino acids.
AGUAUAAGAGCAGUUGACAACAGCCUCUUCUAUCUGCUGCUUGCUCCACCAUGAAGCCUGCUAAGCUGGGGUCUCUCCUGGGAUUCUCCCUCUUCUGCUUACUCAGUCCUCCGGUACUGAGCGGUGUUGAACGGCUUGCUGAGCAUCUCUGCAAAGAAUACAACGAUCCUUGUGUUUUGAAAGUGGAUCCUGGCAGCUGCUAUGAAGUGCAUUUUAGAUUUUUCUACAACCAGACUGCCAAAGACUGUCAGGUUUUUCUGUACGGUGGAUGCAAUGGUAAUCUUAAUAACUUCAAGCUUAAAAUCGAGUGUCAAGUAGCUUGCCAUGAAAUAUACAAAAAACCGCCUCCCCCACCGAGCCGGAAAAGGAAGCGUUCUUUAAGAGAGUUGGCAACAAAGAACCUUGCUAUGGAUUUGAGAUUGACCACUCUCCAGCCUGGUAGACUGAAGCAAACAGAAAGAAAAGAGACCUCGCUACAGAGAGCAUGGAGAGAGUCCAGAAGAUAUCCCCUGGCCAGGCUUCGCACCUAGGCAGCUGCAAAGAAAACCUGAACCUGAGCCUGAGCUGGAACUUAAAAGUAUGUGUGUUCAUGGAGGUUCUUGGAUGGACCAUCUGAAAUAAAGAUUCAAGAAGAUUCAGAGCAAUGUUUAGAUUUUUUGGAACAUGUCCAUAAUCUUCAACACUUUGAUUCACUAUUUUCCUGUUCCUGAUUUUGUCUUUCCUGAAAUAAAAAUUAC